Effrenium voratum is the source of this 615-nucleotide messenger RNA. The record is from the annotation of a GenBank genome assembly. Lineage: Eukaryota; Dinophyceae; Suessiales; Symbiodiniaceae.
AUGGCCAAGCUCUAUUUCCACUAUUCGGCAAUGAACGCCGGCAAGUCGACCAUGCUGCUGCAGGCCUCGCACAAUUAUCGCGAACGGCACAUGACGACGCUCCUGUUCACGGCGCGGCUCGACGACCGGGCGGGUGAGGGGCGGAUCGCCUCGCGGAUCGGGCUGGGCGACGAGGCACUGACCUUUGCGCCCGAUGACGAUCUGUUCGCCAUCGUGCGCGACCACACGGAAAACGCGCCGGUGCAUUGCGUCUUCGUCGACGAGGCGCAGUUUCUCACCGAAGACCAGGUCUGGCAGCUGGCGCGGAUCGCCGACCGGCUGGGCGUACCGGUCAUGGCGUACGGCCUGCGCACGGACUUUCAGGGCAAGCUGUUUCCCGGCUCGCUGGCGCUUCUGGCGAUCGCAGACGAUCUGCGAGAGGUGCGCACCAUCUGCCGCUGCGGCCGCAAGGCGUCGAUGGUGGUGCGGCUCGGGCCGGACGGCAAGGUUGUGCGGGAAGGCGAUCAGGUCGCCAUCGGCGGCAAUGACCGCUACGUGUCGCUGUGCCGGCGCCACUGGGAGGAAGAGAUGGGCCGCAUCGACGCCGAGGACAUGAUCGGCUUUACCGCCCGGUGA